UUGUCCUCCACGCUUUAUUUUUUUUCUUUUCCUUUUUCUGGUUCUUUCAUUUCUUCUCUCUUUCCUCCUUCCUAUAGCAUUCUUCCUCUUUUCCUAACACUGCUCAACCACCAGUUCUUUUCCCCUUCUUCUUUUCUUUGUCAUAACCCCAAUAUUCUCUUUUUGUUUCCCUCAUCUUCUCAAGAAAAAAACUUAACUUUGUGUGCUAAGGACAGUUAGAUUUUGACAUUGUUUAUACAUAUUUCUGGAUUUUUUGUUUGAUUAAUUGUAUGGUUUUCUGGGUCUGUGAAUAUUGGAAAAUGACUUGAAGAGUGAAAAAUAGAUAUAUAAACAAAUAUGAGAACCCUUUGUGAUGUUUGUGAAAGUGCUGCUGCUAUACUUUUUUGUGCUGCUGAUGAGGCUGCUCUUUGUCGUGCUUGUGACGAAAAGGUCCAUAUGUGCAACAAGCUUGCAAGUCGACAUGUAAGAGUUGGGCUUGCUGACCCCAGUAAAAUCCAACGUUGCGACAUAUGUGAAAAUGCACCUGCUUUCUUUUAUUGUGAGAUCGAUGGAAGUUCCCUUUGUUUGCAAUGUGAUAUGAUUGUCCAUGUUGGAGGUAAAAGAACCCAUGGAAGAUAUCUCCUUAUAAGGCAGAGAAUUGAGUUUCCAGGGGAUAAAUUGGGCCCUUCAAAUGAACUAGGAUUGCCAUCUACUGAACAAGGUGAUGUAAGGAGGGAGCCGGCACACCCCUUCAAGCUCCCUAUGAUAGAAAACCACCAAUCAAACAGGGAAACUGCUAAGGUAGGGCUAGAAAAUAAUGUGAAUAGUAGUGUGAAAAUGGAGAAUGAGUUGAUUGACCUUAAUUCCAGACCUCAAAGGAUGCACGGUCAAUCGUCAAAUAAUCAGGAACAAGGAAUGGACAUGUUUAGUGGCAGCAAUCAUGAGUCAGUCGGCGUUGUUCCUGAUGGACCCUUCAAAAGAGAGCCAGAGAAGUGAUCAUGGUGCGCUUCAAGGUGGUUGGGCUAAGAAAGAAGCUUGAGAGAAUUUGCACCUUUUCAGUUGAGAUGUAUCUUCACUGCGAUUUUCUUGAGUGCCUCACUGCUACUUGGCAUUUAAGUUAUGAGGAUCAUGUAACAAGUUUAACAAAAAAGAGGAACAAACCACUUUCAGCUUUUUCAGCAAGGAAGAAAUUGUAGAAUCAGUGAAAUCAAAGUAUCUCAUUUCUGGAGAAGCAGGAAGGGAAAGAGAGCAGUAAUGGGAGAAGGAGAAUUGCCUUACCAAUCAUUUAAGUUUUUGAUGGAUUUCGUGGUAGUGAAUUAAAUUACAUACAUAGUGUGUACAUGCGCAGUUUCAAAUUAGAUUGGAAAAAACUACUUAUCUGUUUUGGUUUUAUCAACCAAUAAUAAAAAGUUGUCGUCCAUGCACAAGGGAAGCAUUUGUCAUUUUGUUUUAGGGACCUAUAAGAAUUGAGCUAUGCCCAAAGAAACCAUAUUCUACUAAGUGCCUUACUGCAUACUCAAUUCUUCUAAGUGCCUUCGUUCAUUCUGCAUAACUCAAUAAGAACUAGAAGUAAAAACGUACAAAAUCAGUUCCUUAUUCCAUUGCUGCUCUCAUUCUACUAAGUACCAAAUCGGUUCUUUCUUUCAAGAUGGUGCACAACUGAUAACGUAAGGAUAUUAUAUAAGAUAUAGAAAUCCUUUCAAUGUUUGCAUGGAAGUGUGCGGGCACCUGGAAUUGCUAGGUUCUCUCUGUCAUUGGCCCCAUCUUCGGGAUUGGCUUCAAAAAUGUUUCUUAUAAUUUAGUAUCAAAAACCAAACCAUCCCCAACAAUUUCCUCAGAGAAAACUUUAUCACGUAUGGAAUACUAUGUAUUACUAUGAUUUUAAUUUUCUUAAAAUUUAAUAAUAACUUUCUUAAAAUUGUAAUAUUCCAUAAAUUAUGUAGAAUUGUCCUCGUUUGUCAGAUUGUUACCCAAAAAUAAAGGGUAAUCUGCCUAUAAAUGUUCUAUUCACCUUAAAAAUGUUAAUCUUGAACCCACAAAAUAAAAUUAUUUCGUGCUUCUACUACUAUCCAUGCCCCGGAAAUUGUAUACACUUUAGCUUUACCAAAUAGAAUGUUUGAUUUGGCUUCGGUUCCUAAUUUGAGUUGUUGAUGAAAUAGUUGUACGACUCGAUUGGCACCUUCCCUUGGAAUGAUUCACAUAAUGCCUCUGGUGUUGUUGGAGCUCCAUGGUUCUUUCUUUUGUCAGCUGUAGUAUAGUAAAGGGCUUCAUCUAGCUAUGCUUCAUUUUCACGACUCUUAUGGUUCUUUACACUUGAAUGAAGCACCUUUACAUAUGGUGAUUUCUUAGUGGGGGGAAAUAAGGGUUAUUCUUACAUCUUGUUGAUUCGAUAACCUUUUACUUAUAUUAAGUUUAAGUGUUCUACUAGCAGAGAUUGAGAAUGUAUUGGAAGACUUCAGUUAAAACUAGCCAAUUAUUGGGGAUGUUUGUCAUUACUUAGUUUGAUGUUUUAAAGAAUAAGAUCAGUUCUGACUGAUUAAAAAAUAAAAAUGUUCAGUUCUGUGACGUAGUUUCAUUUACUCCUUUACAACUCGUGCAGGUAUGGCAAUGGGUAGGGGUUUGAAAAAGCAUUACCCUGUCAGUCACUUGCCCUUACCCUCACUUUUUGCGGAGACUACCAAAAAUUCAGCAUCACCCUCCAUUAUCCACUUAUAUCCCUUUCCCUUCGCUCUUUUUUUAAUCGAAAUACCCUCCCUGUGUUAAUAGGAUUGGCGCAAAUAUUUUCAAGUGUAGGAUGCAAAUUCCCAUUUCUAAAACCUAUAAUCAUCUUAUGCAAAAUCUUCAACGUUUAGUAUGCGAACCAAGGAACUACAUGCGAACACCCUCUUCUCCUUCCUUCUCUCUCUCUUUCUCACCCAACGAUAGACACUAAUUAAUGCAUUUUUGUUCAUUUUUUUCCGAAUCCUGUAACUAAGUCAAUGAUUUGAAUUCUAUUCUAUACGGGGCCUUAUGAUCCUCUGAGAUUCUUGCAUAUUUCCAGCUCUUCUGUUUGUGAAGCCUGGUUCAUGAAAAAUAUUUGGCUAGUUAGGUACCAAGAAUUUAUGCUAUUAAAGUGUAAAUUUAUUAUGCUCUUCAAGGGGGAUAUUGGGCUAUGAUUAGGAAUUCAAUUCCCUUGCCUUUCAUUGGAUUUAACACUGUCGGUACCAUCAGGUGUCCUGCAUGAUCCCUCCAUUAACCUGCUUUUGAGUCAUCUAAGCUUAUUUCUUUUUUUCCAUUUUCUACCCUUUAUAUGAUGCAAACAAAUGUUUACUUUGCUUCUGAACUCCUCUUUAGUGAAAAUUGGGGCCGGAACUUGAAUAUAAACAUUUGCUUUCCCUCAACUGGAGCUUUGAAGGACAGGGCCUUUGCUCAGACCACUCCCAUUUACAGUCUGUUUGAGUGGUUACCUUUAUAUCGUAAUACUACUUACGCCGUUCUCCUUUGAAUUCUCUCUUAACCCUUCUUUUUGUUCUUCUCAUGGAUCCUGAUCUUUCACCAAGUCGCCUGUAAUAGACCUACAACCUAGCACUGCUAAAAAGCCCUUAAAAAGUGAACUGGGUUGUACUCUUUUCAUUUUCAGCUGGAUAUUGAAUAUCUACUUCAGAUAUCUAGCUUGAUAAUAAAAUUGUGGAUGUUCGUACGAA
This is a messenger RNA of Nicotiana attenuata, 3662 nucleotides long. RefSeq names its product B-box zinc finger protein 19-like. Bases 337 to 975 code for a protein of 212 amino acids. Gene Ontology annotation, cellular component: nucleus. The record is from RefSeq and is a predicted model, not a curated record. Lineage: Eukaryota; Viridiplantae; Streptophyta; Magnoliopsida; Solanales; Solanaceae. Gene Ontology annotation, biological process: regulation of DNA-templated transcription; photomorphogenesis. The transcript has 6 exons. Gene Ontology annotation, molecular function: zinc ion binding.